Messenger RNA from Fusarium keratoplasticum, 333 nucleotides. RefSeq lists its product as uncharacterized. Bases 1 to 333 code for a protein of 110 amino acids. NCBI's taxonomy places the organism in Eukaryota, Fungi, Ascomycota, Sordariomycetes, Hypocreales, Nectriaceae. The record is from RefSeq and is a predicted model, not a curated record. Gene Ontology annotation, cellular component: mitochondrial outer membrane. The transcript is spliced from 2 exons. Gene Ontology annotation, biological process: mitochondrial outer membrane translocase complex assembly; protein insertion into mitochondrial outer membrane.
AUGCCCUCCACCGAAUCCCUCGUCGACCUCCAUGAUGCGUCCAUCAUGGAGGACAAGGAUGAUCUCGACUCUCUCCCAUCUAUAUCCACAAGCGACAUCUACUCUGACACAUCCGACUCGGAUGCUCAAGCAGAGUGGGAGCGCAGUCUUGAGCAGCUGCAGCUCAUCCUGACCAUGCUGGUCGUCCCUUGGAUGGGCAAGUACUUUGGCCGGAAGUUUGCAUACUGGAGUUGGUCGCGAUACAUGGAGUGGGUGCACAAUGUCGACAUCCGAUGGACAAAUAAGAAGGCCUUCAAGGCGGCGGGAGUUGUUGAAACGGCGGCCACGUUAUAG